Messenger RNA from Fusarium venenatum, 147 nucleotides. The record is from RefSeq and is a predicted model, not a curated record. Lineage: Eukaryota; Fungi; Ascomycota; Sordariomycetes; Hypocreales; Nectriaceae.
AUGGUUAGACAAAGAGGUCUAGACCUCUCUCAAUCCCUAUCCAGUAGGCAAUAUAUCAUUCUGUUCAACCGAGAAACGCCAUAUGCGCAACGGUCAGCUCCAAAUGCCUCGUGGCACUUGAGAGCUGUCGAUUUUCUUAACUACUGA